Acomys russatus (golden spiny mouse) is the source of this 6058-nucleotide messenger RNA. It is a transcript of the gene Ino80d, whose product is annotated as INO80 complex subunit D. Lineage: Eukaryota; Metazoa; Chordata; Mammalia; Rodentia; Muridae. The transcript has 12 exons. Bases 495 to 3560 code for a protein of 1021 amino acids. Gene Ontology annotation, cellular component: nucleus. The record is from RefSeq and is a predicted model, not a curated record.
CCCCCCGGAUUCCGGUAACUGUUGGGUUUAUUUAUCCCCGUCCGCGGCGCUCCGGGCGGCCUGGCCGGGGCGGGGCGGGAGGCCUGGCGGGCGUGGGGUGGAGGGGCGGCGAGGAGUCAGGUGCAGCCGCGGCCCGGAAAGUUUCCUUCUAGGCCCGAAUUGGGGGCUGCCCUCUCUCCGGGGAACCUCGGUCCUAGCGCCCGGGACCCCCGAGGGCUUGGGGGCGAGCGCUCGGCUGGCGUGAAACUCUUUGCCAGUUCCUGUCCAUUCAAGAUGAGAAAAUUGACCAGAUCUGAGCCCUAUUCCUGAUUCCUCCCAGAGGCAAUGAGUGAUCUCCCUGCUGCAUAAACUACCCAUAACCUUUCUAAUAAAUCAGACAAUCUGCUUCUUGAUUGAGCAGCAUUCCAAACUGUGCUACCCCUGGGCUCUCUUCACAUUGCUGUGGUGCAGAAGAUUUAAAAUCAGCUGAUGUUCACAAGGAAUAGAGUCACGUGAUGUAUGAAGGGAAACAUAUACACUUCUCUGAGGUUGACAAUAAGCCCUUGUGCUCGUAUAGCCCCAAACUGUGCAAGCAGCGGCGACUCAACGGCUACGCCUUCUGUAUCAGACACGUUCUGGAAGACAAGACUGCCCCCUUCAAGCAAUGUGAAUAUGUGGCCAAGUAUAACAGCCAGCGUUGCACCAACCCCAUUCCCAAAUCAGAGGAUCGUAGGUACUGCAACAGCCACUUGCAGGUACUUGGCUUUAUCCCGAAAAAAGAGAGGAAGAAAAAGAAUGAUCCGGUAGAUGAGGUGAAGGUCAGGCACCAGAUGGAUGCCAUGGCGUUUAGCCUGACGGUGCCCACCCUGGCCUUGAAGAUGCCCAAUGGACUGGAUAGCAUGUCCCUCUCUCCACCUGGGGCUAGGGUUCCUCUCCACUACCUGGAAACUGAGUUGGAAGACCCCUUUGCUUUCAACGAGGAAGACGAUGACCUAAAGAAAGGGGCAACUGUGAGAAAGAAGUUGCAGAGCAAGUUGGCUCAGAACCGGCAGCGCCAGCGAGAGACAGAGAUUUUAAAAGUUCGGCAAGAGCACUUUAGUACCCCUCCCGCGCCUUCACAGCAGCACGCCCACCUGUCACCUCUAUCCACUUCUUUAAAACCUCCAGCACCACCACAGGGUUCAGUCUGCAAGUCACCUCAACCUCAGAACACCAGCCUACCAAUGCAGGGAGUGGCCCCCACCACACACUCUAUAGCACAAACAAGGCAGUCCUCUCAUAAGAGGCCUCUGCCCCUCCUACCCUCCAGUCGGGCUCCUGCCUCAGACACCCCUAGGACUGACCGGAUCCUCAUGAAAGCCAGCGCCUUCUCUCCACACUUCUCUUGUAUAAGCCGACUGCAGAGACUGGUGAAACUGUGUACCCAGAGGCAUCAGCUGGAUGCGGACCUGUUUCCUCACUUAGGGUUGGACUGGUCUGAAGAGAGCGGAGAGGAGCUGGAGGACUCAGAUCAGGCCUCACCAUAUCAGGUCGCAUGGUCCAUCCGAGAAACCCUCAGAUAUGAAAGACACACGUCAGACGAUGACGACGUGGAGAGUAGGAGCUCCAGGGUGACCCAACUUUGCACUUACUUUCAGCAGAAAUACAAGCACCUCUGCCGCCUGGAGCGGGCAGAGUCUCGACAAAAGAAAUGCCGGCAUACCUUUAGGAAAGCGCUGCUGCAGGCGGCCAGUAAGGAGCCUGAAUGCACUGGCCAGUUGAUACAAGAACUGCGGAGAGCUGCAUGCAGUGGAGCCAGCCUCAGCCAGACCAAGUUGAAGGAGGCGGAGCCAGCAGCAUGCAGUGGGACAGUGAAGGGCGAGCAGUGCGCGAACAAGGCCCUGCCCUUCACCAGACACUGCUUCCAGCACAUCCUCUUGAACCGCUCUCAGCAGCUCUUCUCCAGCUGCACUGCCAAGUUUGCAGACGGACAGCAAUGCUCUGUGCCAGUGUUUGACAUUACACACCAGACGCCCCUGUGUGAAGAGCACGCCAAGAAGAUGGAUAAUUUCUUGAGAGGAGAUAACUCCCGUAAAGUUCAGCACCAGCAACAGAGGAAACCUAGGAAAAAAACGAAGCCCCCUGCACUUACCAAAAAACACAAGAAGAAGAGACGGCGUGGACCUCGUCGACCCCAGAAGCCCAUUCCCCCUGCAGUGCCCCAAGGGAACCUCAGCAUGCCCACCAGCGUCUCACUGCCAGUGGAGGCCUCGCAGACCCGUAGCCCUUCCACACCGGAGCUGAGUGCCGAUGAGUUGCCGGAUGACAUUGCCAACGACAUCACUGACAUUCCGCACGAUUUGGAAUUGAACCAGGAAGACUUUGCAGAUGUCCUGCCACGGCUGCCUGAUGACUUACAAGAUUUUGAUUUUUUUGAAGGAAAGAAUGGAGACCUCCUCCCGACCACCGAAGAAGCCGAGGAGCUUGAGCGGGCCUUGCAAGCUGUGACUUCUCUCGAGUGCCUGAGUACAAUUGGGGUACUUUCCCAGUCAGACGGUGUGCCAGUUCAGGGGUUGUCAGAUAGAGGCCUGGGGGUGUUCUCCACGGGUACCGACGCUUCGGGAAUCCAGUCCUUGAGUCGAGAAGUAAACACAGACCUAGGGGAACUCCUGAACGGCCGUAUAGUGCACGAUAGCUUUCCCAGCCUAGAGCUGGACGACAGCCUCCUCCGUUCUGCUGCUCUGUCUAACCCACCCACACCCCUGGCAGGGCAGAUCCAGGGGCAGUUCUCUGCCCCAGCCAGCGUUGGCCUUACUUCUGCCACUCUGCUCAGCCAGAGUGCGCUUGGGGAGAGAGCCUUCCCAGGACAGUUUCGUGGACUUCAUGAUGGCAGCCAUGCCUCCCAGAGGCCACAUCCUGCCCAGCUGCUGAGCAAGGCAGACGACCUUAUCACCUCACGACAGCAAUACAGCAGUGAUCACUCACACUCCUCACCCCAUGGAAGCCAUUAUGAUAGCGAGCACGUGCCGUCGCCCUACAGUGACCAUAUCACCUCUCCCCACACAUCUUACUCCGGUGAUAAUAUGGCAGCUACCUUUUCAGCAGAGAUGCCCAUCAUGGCACAGCACUUGCUCCCCACCCAGCUUGAGGUGCCACUUGGAGGAGUGGUCAACCCCAGAACUCACUGGGGGAGUCUCCCCGUCAAUCUUGGCGAUCCCUCUGCAUUUAGCAACCUCCUUGGCGCGGAUGGACACCUUCUUUCCACUUCCCUCUCCACGCCGCCCACCACGUCCAACUCAGAGACCACACAGCCUGCCUUCGCCACCGUUACCCCAAGCAGUUCCAGUGUGCUUCCGGGGUUACCACAGACCAGCUUCAGUGGCAUGGGGCCCUCCGCUGAACUAAUGGCCUCCACCUCUCCCAAGCAGCAGCUCCCGCAGUUCAGCGCAGCCUUCGGCCACCAGCUGAGUUCUCACAGUGGCAUUCCUAAGGACCUGCAGCCCAGCCACAGCUCCAUAGCCCCUCCCACAGGCUUCACAGUGACAGGUGCCACGGCUACAAGUACCAAUAAUGCAUCUCCCCCCUUCCCCACCCCUAACUGAGCGAGUCUGUGUGCUUGCAGGUAGGUGGAACCCGGUGUUUUCUAUCUUUGUUUCCUCUAUUGCACCCCUCUGCCCUUUUCCUACAGGAGAUUUAAGAAUAACAGUGGGGAUUAGAGGGACCUCUCCUUCCCGGUUCAACACGUGGCCGUGCAGCGGGCCUUGCGUCAGUGUUCACGUGCGCUCCUUAGCGCUGGUGCUCAUUCCCGCCUGGCGGGUCCUCUCAGCAUGGCGGCUUCUGUGGUGGCUCAGCACAGUGACUGGAUAGGAUUGAUUUCUUUUCUCAGCAAGUCCUAGAAGUGGAAGAUACCUCAGAUUACCAGUGCCCUUUACUGUCUCCUAGUGUUCAGACCCAUGCUCCCAUUUUCUAGCCAGGUUUCUACACAGCUUGUUCUAGGUGGAGUGGUCCUGUUAAGAUCCUGUGUAGCAGGCGGUGUGUGGGCGCAAAUCAAAGCUCCGAAUCAGCACCAACUGCCAAGCACCACAGUGAGACUAGGACGCCAUUCCUAAUUGUGAUAUGGUUAGCUGAAAAGAAAAUUGUCUCUUGACUGCCUGUGAAUGCGUGUUCACUCCUGUGUGUGUUUUGUGCGGUGCAGUAGCUGUCUCAUUGUAUUGUUUCUUUUCUCAUUCCCAGAAUAAGCAUAAGGCUCUCUUCUCCCUCCUUCUGUCUCAUACCUAGCAAGCUUCUUUCCUGCUGAGUUGACUCAAGCGUCCUGGACAGGGAGGGGGUGGUCCAGCAGUGAUAGCACAGCCCUUGCGGAAGAUCAGCCUGUGAGGAAGGGCCGCGGAAGGCUGAGUUCACAUCACUGAUAGUGUCACGACGACUGACCUCACCUUUUCCAUGUGCAUUUGUUUUGGAAUCCCUCACUCAUGGAACACAUUUGUAGGUAGUAAUUGAAGAAAAUACUUUGAUGUGCAAAAGCAGGCCACACCAGAUAGAGUUGAAAGAUGACAUCUCUGACCUGCUUGGUCCAUCAUUCGCUCCUAGUUUUUACAUGUUUACAAUUGUGAUUCUUUGGUGAGAUUUGUGACUGUGGAGGACACAUGUAGAAUCCGUGUACCAGUUGUGAAGUGAUGUGUAAUAUUGGAAGGACACACAUUUUAAAGUUUCUUUCAAAGCAGAAUAUGGAAAUUAGAUAUAAAUUUUACUUAUCUUAGGUACUUUUAAAAUAAUUGAAGUACAUAGGAUGGAGUAUAAUUGGAAAUUCUUUUAAAGUACCAAGGUUUUAGGGUGAAAUAUCUUACUGGGUGGUGCAGUACAUUGGUGACUAUGAGGUGAUGUGUGGGGCUUCUUGCCUAUUGUCCCCUCCCAGAGCAGGGUGGAGCUUCAUUUUCUACUCUGUUUUGCUGAGGUUUCACUGUCCCUUUGGAUACCAUUAGGUAUGCAUACCUGAGUUCAAUCUAAUUUACAUAUGUAUAUUUUUAAAAAUAAGGCAACAUCUAUUAAUGAUGUGGUACAGUAAUUCUUUUGUCAGGGACUAUUUGAUCCUAAUUCCUUCCUGAUAGGUAAAGGUUGGGACAUAUUUUCCUACUUCUUAUGUGUGUUUUCUUCAUGCCAUGCUAGUUCUAACCAGUCCCUUCUGUUGAAGGUUUUUCUUUCUCUGCCUUGUAAAAGAAUGAUGGUGAUUAGCAGGCGUUAUGCAGAUACCACGUGCCUGAGCUUUUGGAGGGAAAGUGUCACAUGACUGUAUGAAAUCAUGAUAUGCCCUAUUUUGUAUUUAUUGAAGUUGGGUGGGGAGGUACAAAAUAUGUUUGUAAUAUAUUUCCUUUUUUUUUUUCUUAAAAAUCAUGUUAAUUAAUUGGAACAUUUAUUUUUAAUAGCUUUGCCUUUUUUUGCAGAUUGAGAAAUUUCUAAAUUAUAAAUUAUGUCACAAAGCAAAAUUAUAUUUGGUAUCACCAUGAACUUCUCUUCUGAACUGUGAGAACAGCUUUUGACUAUUUCCACCUGUGAACCUGUGUCAGUGGCUUUGUUAUUUUCGUGCACUGUAAUGAAAUGAUGGUGAACAGUUACCUCACCUCAAAAGUGUCAUUUCAUUUGCUAAGCUGUUUUCACAUCUCUUUAUAAUCAUCACUAGAAAACCGCCUUCCCAGAAAUGUUCUUUUGUCUCAAUGUGUGUCAAUUAAAGAUUGUAGCAGAGCAGUACCCUACAUUUCCUUAUCAGCACCUCUCUGCUGAGGAGAGUCGCGGGCAGUCACUUUGCACUGUUCCUGGCUAUCUGCCCCCAUAUUAGCUGCUGAAAAGUCUUUAGUUGUCAAAACUGAGUUUGCAGUAGGUUGCACCUUUUAUUGUUUGCAAUUUUCUGUUUUAUGUGCAUUUAAAAGCCCUUCUUUGCUUUCGAGUAAGGAGGCAUGAAGUGAUCAGGAAUGUUGCCAGUUACAGCUUCACGCCAAAAAUAUUGAGUAAACUCGCUUUUGUUUAGAUGCCCAUGACGACAGCUGAAGGCAGGGCAGCCUUAGAAAGAGCUGGUAUAGGAGUAGAUAGGUAGCAAAACGCACGCUUC